Messenger RNA from Periophthalmus magnuspinnatus, 2398 nucleotides. RefSeq names its product family with sequence similarity 131 member Ab (gene fam131ab). NCBI's taxonomy places the organism in Eukaryota, Metazoa, Chordata, Actinopteri, Gobiiformes, Gobiidae. The coding region runs from base 237 to 1223 and encodes 328 amino acids. The transcript has 5 exons. The record is from RefSeq and is a predicted model, not a curated record.
UGCAAGUAGGUUUCCCAGGUAUAAGAGGAGCGUCAGAGGAGAGCAGCCCUGGGAAUGUGUUAUUGAAGGACGCGUUGUUGUGAAUAAGAUUUAUUGAAAGAAAACUAGCGGAAAAUGCGGCAUGCUGAAGUGAUGUGUGGACUCUCCCCCGCCCUCGGCUCGGCUGCACUUCGGUGGUGUGUGUGAGAAGGACCCAGCUCUCCAUCUGCGAGGUGAAUGUUGACGAUACCAUUGAAAUGUUGCCCAAAUCAAGACGAGCGCUGACCAUACAGGAGAUAGCGGCGUUAGCGAGGUCUUCUCUGCACGGCAUCUCCCAGGUAGUGAAAGACCAUGUGACCAAGCCCACCGCCAUGGCCCAGGGCCGCGUAGCUCACCUGAUUGAGUGGAAGGGCUGGUGUAAGCCUAUGGACACUCCGGCGCUAGAGUCCGACUUCAACUCCUACUCUGACCUAAGUGAAGGGGAGCAGGAGGCCCGCUUCGCAGCAGGUGUGGCGGAGCAGUUUGCCAUCGCAGAGGCUAAGCUGAGGGCCUGGUCUUCUGUCGACGGGGAUGAGUCCAACGAUGACUCAUACGAUGAAGAUUUUCUGCCUGCCAACGAGCCCUCCACACAGAGCACAGACGUGCCGUCGUACCCUCCGUACCUGAAGGACUUGAUCCACAGUCAGAUCUGUCAGCAGUUGGGCGUGCGGGGGCCAUGCUGUGAGGGGACCGGGGGCGAGGGGGGCAGUGGGGAGCCCUCCCCCACAGCGGGCUCUCCAGAUACACUGUGCUCCAGCCUCUGUAGUUUGGACGAGCACCACCCGCUGCUCCGAGACCUGGGGAGUAGCCGCGGUAACCACUCCCACGGCAAUGCUGCCGAACUGGCUGCUAAGAUCCUGUCCGCACUACAGGGGGGUGAAGAGCUCCUGUCCCGCCUUCAGAGGGCGGGGCACAACUGCGGAGGUGGGCGGGGCCUGAGAGCACGAGGAGGACAGGACUCUCCUUUCUCUGUGUCCUACUCAGAAACGUACCUGUCUCCUGGAGAAGAUGACGACAGCCCCUGUAAAGACUAUGAGAACACAGUGUGUCCCACAGAGACAGACGGAGGCAGAGCAGGGGACAGUCCCGCUGAGUAUGCCCUGCGCCGAAGGGUGUCAGACGUGGCCUCCUCUGGAGUGGUGUCUCUAGAUGAGGAGGAAGAGGAGGAGGAAGAGGAGCGUGUGGGAAACCCAAACAGCCAAUGAGAGUCCAGCUCUAAACUGUGACUCAAACAAAGAGGUGUAGAGACAUUUGAACAUUGUGCAUGUUUAACUUCAGAGUGAACGUAACUCAUCCGUCUUUGCCUUACUUGGAACAUUUCCACUUCCUGAUUGGUACCUGCUUUGUCCAUACUGACGUCAGUUAUAUUUUUCUUCAAAGCGUCCAAACAAUCUUUUUUAUCAAUGUGAAACAAGAACACUGGCCUCUUUCAAGUCCAGUGACUUGCUCGUAGUCUUAGUACGGCAAUGAUAGGUUUUUGUGCCUAUUCUCAAAGACUCCCAAAGUGAGGCGCCCCCUGGAGGCCGACUGAAGGACUGAACCGUAAACUCUGACUUCUCUUUGCAUGUGUUUUGCAAGUGCAAAUGAUGGGCUGACCCAGUCUUAAGCACGAUUUGUAUCAUGUCCUAGUGUGCCCCGGGAGAGGAGCAGGCGACAAAGCAUCCUGGAGCCUGCAGCCUCUCCCUGCCCGACUCCUGCAAGAGAAAAGUGCAUCCUUUUGGCAUGGCUUGCUGUAUGCCAAAUUUGUCACCUGUCACUUCUAAUUAUGAGCUAAUGCUGGAAUGUGUUCAAGUGACAGGGUAUAGUAUGUAUUUUAAAUAUAAAACUCUAAACGAUUUCUCAUAAAUUGAACAAUGGAAAAGAAUAUGCUUUUAUUGUACUAGUUUUCUAUCACUGACAUGUUGACAUUAUUCAGAACCACUGAUUAUCGACUGGCGGAUGUCUAAACCACUCUCGCAGCAGCCAUGGCGACGCAAACAAACACAGAAUGUCCCUGAAGUGGUCUUUAGUGAGGUUUGACGGCGCACGAUGUGAAAGACUUUUCUGUGAACGCAGCGUUGGAGAUUUUCUAUAUUUUUGUAUGCGUCGUCUUGCUUUGAUCUCUUGCCUCUCUGGCGUGCCAGUGUAUGUGGUUUUUGCACGAAGCUAAUGUGGCUGUAGAUUUCUCCUUCUCUUCAUUAUCACUGUGUGAUAUUGUCUACUGAGAAAAAUGUGAAUAAGUUUUGAUUUUUUUAUUUCAAAAGAGGAUACUGUGAUGCCAUCUGUCAUAAUGCUGUCUUCAUCAGACUCCUGAAAAGCUUUGCCUUUUAUUCUACACAUUUGGUUUGGAGCAUGUUUAUAAGCAGAGGUGGGGAGAAGUGGGUUAAUGAAUCUCUUUGAA